This is a messenger RNA of Chenopodium quinoa (quinoa), 4502 nucleotides long. RefSeq names its product DNA-directed RNA polymerases IV and V subunit 2-like. Gene Ontology annotation, molecular function: DNA-directed RNA polymerase activity; ribonucleoside binding; DNA binding. Gene Ontology annotation, biological process: DNA-templated transcription. The record is from RefSeq and is a predicted model, not a curated record. NCBI's taxonomy places the organism in Eukaryota, Viridiplantae, Streptophyta, Magnoliopsida, Caryophyllales, Amaranthaceae. Bases 545 to 4165 code for a protein of 1206 amino acids. The transcript is spliced from 8 exons. Gene Ontology annotation, cellular component: RNA polymerase II, core complex.
AAGUUUGCACCUAAAAAAAAAAUAUCAAUAUUAAGUCGUUCACAUAUCCAAAUUGUUUGUACCAAUAAAUAAAUACUACGUACUUCGUAAUAAAAAAUCUAAAGUUUCUUUUUUUUCUUCUUUGUUUGGGAGGGAAUCCGGCACCAGAAAAAGAAACACUACAGUCAACCUCACCAUAAGAAACUCAUUCAAUCAUUUUACGCCCUUGAUUUUCAUCAAUCAUAGACAAACAUUAGUCAUACACUCAUACGAAGUACUUCAUACGAGUACAUCAAUACAACAAUAGAUUCAGAGAAUUGAAGUGUACACUUGGGCACAGGAUAGCAAUUCCCAGUUUCUACUGAUACCCAAAACCCCACACUACGGAGCUUCAUUGCGCAUCAAUGGGGUUUUAUGCUUUCUUUUAACAAUUUCCCAACUACCCUUUUCUCUCUCCUCCACCCAGAUUCUGCAUUUUUCACUCUCCACUGUGAGACUCAGAAAUUGAUAACAAAGAACCCUUUUUUAUUUUCUCUCUCCUCAUUUCUGGGUUUAAGCUUUGAAGAUGGGGCUUGAGGGAAAAGAUGGCCUGGGCACCAGUAGUAACGGUAAAGAUGUUUUUGAUGAUAUUGAUCUGGAGACCUGGGAUGAUGAGGAUAUGUAUUCGGAUGACGAUGCUGAUGUUAUGGACAUGAGCUUGCAUGACCUUGGUGAGGCUUCAUUGAUGAACUUCUGCAAGAAAGCAUCGUCAUCUUUCUUCAAGCAGCACGGUCUCAUCAGUCAUCAGAUUAACUCCUACAACAGUUUUGUCCGUGAAGGUAUAAAGAGAGUUUUUGAUAACAUUGGUGAGAUAACUGUGAAUCCAGGCUAUGAUCCCUCGAAGAAGGGUGAGGGUGGAUGGAGAUAUGCUUCGGUAAGAUUUGGGAAUGUGGAGCUUGAGCGUCCUAUGUUUUGGACUGGAGAGAAGUUUCAUGCAGAUGGUGGGAAAGACUUCAUUAAGUUGCUUCCCCGACAUGCCCGGCUUCAGAACAUGACUUACUCUGCAAGAUUGAAAGUUGAGACUCACCUUCAGAUAUAUACCCAAGAGAAGGUCAAAAGUGACAAGUUUAAAACUGGUAAGUCAGAGUAUAUAGACAGAACUAUCGUGAAAGAUGAAACAACGGAUGUCAUCGUUGGAAGGAUCCCUGUGAUGGUGAAGUCUGAUAUAUGCUGGAUGAGUCAAGCUGAGAAAGGUGAUUGUGAAUUUGAUCAUGGAGGCUAUUUUAUAGUCAAGGGUGCUGAGAAGACAUUUAUUGCUCAAGAACAGAUCUGCUUGAAGAGGCUUUGGAUUUCUAAUGAACCCUUUUGGAAGGUUGCUUAUCGAUCUGAGUUCAAGAGGAGAAGGGUACAUGUCAAAUUAGUAGAGAAUCCAAAAGCUGAAAACAUCCAAGGAGGAGAAAAAGUUAUCAGUGUGUACUUUUCUAUUGCAGAAGUCCCUAUUUGGAUACUUUUUUUUGCCCUUGGUGUAUCAUCUGACAAGGAGGUGGUGGAAUUAAUUGAUUUCAGCACGGAUGAUGGCCGCAUCAGUAACAUCCUCUUUGCAUCCAUUCACGAUGCUGAUGAGAAAUGUGAUGGAUUUCGUCGUGGUGGCAAAGCUUUGGAGCAUAUUGACCAUAUAAUAAGAGAAUCUAAAUUCCCUCCCUCUGAGUCCACUGCAGAAUUUAUCGAAACAAACCUUUUCCCUAGCCUUUCUGGGAACAAGCAAAAAGCCCGCUUUCUUGGAUAUAUGGUUAAGUGUCUUUUGCAAGCAUUUUCAGGCAGGAGAAAGUGUGAUAAUAGAGAUGACUUUAGAAAUAAGCGACUUGAGUGUGCUUCUGAGCUUCUAGAGAGGGAACUUAGGGUCCAUAUGAGGCAUGCUGAGAAGCGAAUGGUGAAGGCAAUGCAGCGGGACCUUUAUGGGGAUCGUGAUCUGCAGGCUAUCGAGCACUACUUGGAUGCAUCAAUCGUCACCAAUGGUCUUACCAGAUCAUUUUCCACUGGUGCAUGGGCGCAUCCUUUCAAGAAAACAGACAGGGUUUCUGGUGUGGUUGCAAACCUCAGGCGAACUAAUCCGUUGCAGAGUACUUGUGAUAUGAGGAAAACUCGUCAGCAGGUUUCAUACACAGGGAAGGUUGGAGAUGCCAGAUACCCACACCCUUCUCACUGGGGAAAAAUAUGCUUCUUGUCUACACCGGAUGGGGAGAACUGUGGUCUUGUGAAGAACAUAGCUGCUACUGGACUUGUCAGUUGCAGUAUUAGUAAGAAUGACCUGUCUGAUAAUUUGGUGAGGUGUGGGAUGGAAAAAUUAGUGAGCGACACUUGUACUUCGCUGAGUGGAAAAGACAAGGUUUUUGUGGAUGGCGAGUGGGAAGGAGUAUGUGCUGAUUCCCUCUCCUUUGUUCAGGAGUUGAGAAGAAAGCGUCGGAAGAAUCGCAUUUCAAGCCAGGUUGAAAUCAAACGUGAUGUUCAAAAUUCUGAAGUGCGAAUAUUCUGUGAUGCUGGAAGAAUACUUCGACCUCUUUUAGUAGUUGAUAAUUUAAAAAAGACAAAGUUAUUGAAAGGGGAUGAGUUUUCUUUUGAGACCCUUCUAGAAAAAGGAAUAAUAGAAUUGAUUGGGACUGAAGAGGAAGAAGAUUGUCGCACUGCAUGGGGAAUUAAGUUCCUUUUUGAAGACAAGGGAAAAGACCCUGUCAAAUACACUCAUUGUGAGCUUGACAUGUCAUUUUUGUUGGGAGUCAGUUGUGGUAUUAUCCCCUUUGCAAAUCAUGAUCAUGCUAGGAGGGUUCUUUACCAAUCUGAGAAGCAUUCUGGACAAGCCAUAGGAUAUUCCAGCACUAACCCCAAUAUUAGAGUAGAUACCUUGUCCCACCAAAUGUACUACCCUCAAAGACCUCUCUUCCGUUCGGUGAUUUCUGAUUGUCUUGGAAAGCCAGGAUAUCCAUUAGGCCGCAACCAGAUACUUCCAAAGGCAGAAUUUUUUAAUGGUCAAAAUGGUAUUGUUGCCGUAAAUGUCCAUCUUGGUUAUAACCAAGAAGAUUCUUUGGUCAUGAAUCGAGCUUCCCUGGAACGAGGCAUGUUUAGGACUGAGCACACCAGGAGUUACAAGGCUGAAGUUGACAACCAGGAAUCAUCAGAAAAGAGGAGGAAGUUUGACGAUACUGUUAGUUUUGGGAAGAUACAGAGCAAAAUAGGACGGGUUGACAACCUUGAUGACGAUGGAUUUCCAUACAUUGGAGCAAACUUGCAGAGUGGAGAUAUUAUCAUCGGCAGAUGUGCGGAAUCUGGGGCUGAUCAUAGUGUCAAGCUAAAGCAUACAGAAAGAGGCAUGGUGCAGAAAGUUGUCCUGUCAGCAAAUGAUGAUGGGAAGAAUUUUGCAGUUGUAUCACUUAGACAGGUCCGUUCACCUUGUCUUGGUGAUAAGUUUUCGUCCAUGCACGGUCAAAAGGGUGUUCUUGGAUAUCUUGAGUCACAGGAGAAUUUUCCUUUCACAAAACAGGGGAUAGUGCCCGAUAUAGUAAUCAAUCCUCAUGCAUUUCCCUCUAGACAAACUCCUGGCCAACUACUGGAGGCUGCCCUUGGGAAGGGCAUUGCAUGUGGUGGCUCAUUGAAAUAUGCCACCCCAUUCUCUACUCUCUCUGUCGAAUCCAUAACAGAGCAGCUUCACAGGGCUGGAUUCUCAAGGUGGGGGAAUGAAAGGGUCUAUAAUGGAAGAACAGGAGAGAUGAUCCGUACCCUCAUAUUCAUGGGGCCCACUUUCUAUCAGCGUCUGAUCCAUAUGUCUGAAGACAAAGUCAAGUUUCGAAAUACAGGUCCCGUCCAUCCACUGACCCGGCAGCCGGUGGCAGACAGGAAACGAUUCGGGGGUAUCAAGUUUGGGGAAAUGGAACGGGAUUGUCUGAUCGCCCAUGGUGCUUCAGCCAACCUGCAUGAGCGACUCUUCACUCUAAGUGACUCGUCCCAGAUGCAUGUUUGCAGGAAGUGCAAGAACAUUGCAAAUGUGAUCCAAAGGACAGUCCCAGGUGGCAAAAAGAUUCGAGGGCCUUACUGCAGGUUCUGCGAAUCUGUUGAUGAAAUCGUGAAGGUGAAUGUGCCAUAUGGGGCCAAGCUGUUGUGUCAAGAGCUGUUCAGCAUGGGUAUUUCGCUUCGUUUUGAGACCCAGCUCUGUUGAUAUUAACCAAUCUUUCAUUCAGUAAAUCAGUAGCUAUCUUGACUAACAGUUCUGUUAAUAUUUAUGUAAGAUAUGGCAUUAUGCUUUUGUUCCUGUUUGACCCGGCAGAAAAAGGUGGAUAGUUUAGCCUAAUUUUCCAGCAGAUCGAACAUGCUUGGAAUCAUGAAGAAUGAGAGAAGCCAUUGUUUUAAUCUGACAUCUAGUUUGGUGUAAUUCCAAUUCUCGAUCUGUUAUUAACUUAAUUAUGCCACUCAUGUCCUUGUUCAAUCUUCUCCGACAAGAAUAAUGUAUGGUUUAUCACUUUUAAUCUUAGUUCAUUUAUCUGUUAUUAACUUGA